Pararge aegeria (speckled wood butterfly) is the source of this 1104-nucleotide messenger RNA. RefSeq names its product dimethyladenosine transferase 1, mitochondrial (gene mtTFB1). Gene Ontology annotation, biological process: transcription initiation at mitochondrial promoter; rRNA methylation. Gene Ontology annotation, cellular component: mitochondrial matrix. Gene Ontology annotation, molecular function: mitochondrial transcription factor activity; rRNA (adenine-N6,N6-)-dimethyltransferase activity. Bases 38 to 1054 code for a protein of 338 amino acids. The transcript has a single exon. The record is from RefSeq and is a predicted model, not a curated record. NCBI's taxonomy places the organism in Eukaryota, Metazoa, Arthropoda, Insecta, Lepidoptera, Nymphalidae.
UCGACGAUUUCAACGAGCCAGUUAAAGUCCAGCAAUAAUGGCGACGUCUAGAGCCGUACGAGUUAGAUUGCCUCCCUUACCAAGUAUUAAAGAUAUUAUCAGACUGUACAAACUACGCGCCCUCAAGGAACUCUCGCAGAAUUUUCUCAUGGAACCACGUUUAAUCGAUAAAAUUGUGCGUGCCGCUGGCAGUAUAGAAAACAAUGUUGUUUGUGAAGUAGGGCCCGGUCCAGGUGGCAUUACAAGGUCGAUCAUACAACAAGCACCACGGAAAGUUAUUUUAAUAGAGAAAGACCCCCGGUUUAUACCCACUUUGGAGCUUUUAGCAGAUGCUUGUAAAGGCUCAGUCGAUGUUGAUAUCAUAACAGGCGAUAUCCUAAAAACUGAUGUAUCACACUUCAUCCCCAAAGAUGUUAAACGCGAAUGGACUGAUCCCCCGCCUCCAAUUAACUUAAUUGGAAAUUUACCUUUUAGUGUAUCAACAAUACUGAUUAUAAGAUGGCUUGAGAUGAUUUCUAAAAAAGAAGGUGCAUGGGCUUUUGGACGUACUAGAAUGACAUUGACUUUCCAAAAAGAAGUAGCAGAGAGAAUGGCGGCCAGUAUAUCAGACAAGCAACGAUGCAGACUAUCCGUCAUGUGUCAGAAUUGGUGUAACGUUAACUAUAAGUUCAAUAUACCUGGACAUGCCUUUCUUCCAAAACCAGAAGUAGAUGUUGGGGUUGUUACACUCACCCCUCUUAAACAGCCUAUAAUAAAUCUGCCUUUUAAAAUGGUUGAAAAGGUAGCUCGCCAAAUAUUUUCUAUGAGACAGAAGUAUUCUAUACGAGGUUGCCAGACUUUAUUCCCUGAAGAAGUUAGAGAAGAAAUGGCCCUUAGAAUGUACAAGAUGGCAGAAAUAGACCCAGUCACAAGACCUUUCCAAAUAGCCAAUGGAGAAUUCAAUCGCUUAUGUGAAGCCUAUAAUGAAAUAAUAAAAAAAUAUCCAGAACUAGAAAACUAUGAUUUUAGAGCACCUAAGAAAAAAAUUGAUGUCACGGUAGAGGCAAAAGUUUAAUUUUAUGUUGUAUAUAGCUUUAGUAGUUGAAUAAAACUAAUUGUUUAUUU